This is a messenger RNA of Drosophila teissieri, 2213 nucleotides long. RefSeq lists its product as uncharacterized. The record is from RefSeq and is a predicted model, not a curated record. The transcript is spliced from 7 exons. Gene Ontology annotation, cellular component: neuron projection membrane. Gene Ontology annotation, biological process: synapse organization. Bases 115 to 1824 code for a protein of 569 amino acids. NCBI's taxonomy places the organism in Eukaryota, Metazoa, Arthropoda, Insecta, Diptera, Drosophilidae.
CCGAAGUAUGUAAUUCAGACGAAGGAGACGAUAUGGAAGUCGAACAGGGGGAAUCACAAAAGUCAAAUAGCAGUAUAGAAAGCGAAGAAAUUUGUUCAGAUGUAACCAUGACCGAUGUCAGUAGCUGCAGUGAAGAAAGAAGCAGUCACCUGCAGCAGCCCGGCACUGGGAGCCAGUGCUCCAGAUCCAGUGGAUUUGACACGGGGAGGGAGAAGCACUGAGGGACAGCUUACGACGGCCACAAGAUCCACUCUGCCAGAUAGUCCAAUGACAACACAAAACGAUCUAAUUACGACAGCCAGCAACUUAGCGACAGCAAAAAAGCCAGCCACAGCAGCCUCAGAGGCAGCAGAUACGGCACAAACAGCAGAAACAGCAGCAGGAACAGCAGCACCGACAGAGGCAACCGGCCCAUGGAGCUCCACGGCCGUAGCCCGGGGCAUGUCAUCAGCAGAUGGAGCAGGGGAAGGGGAGGCGAUAGCAACCAGCCAGUCAGCACAAAUUGGGCUAACUACUCAGGCCACAGUACGGCAAACAGAAGCGCAGACAGCAGCAGCGACACAAGCCGCAGCAGCAGCAUCAGUAGGAGCAUCAGUAGCAGCAUCAGCAGCAGCAUCAGCAGCAGCAUCAGCAGCAGCAACUGAGACCGCAGCAGAGAUGGGCAUAUCAACAAUUUAUCCAGCAUCAACGGAAGCGGAUGUGCACAACUCCAUUGAGCGGCUGGCGGGGCGAAGGGGAAAGAUGGCGAACGCGGUGCAUCCGGGUGUCGCUGAUUCAUUGACCAAGGGCUUCUCCAUUCCGACCUUCCUGCCGCCAUUUCCCGUUUUUGCGGCAGCGGAUUUGCCAGCUUACCGCGCCGCUGCUGAUGCUGCCGAGGCGGCCAAGUUGGCGGCAGAGGCGGCGGCCCAGGCAGCGGCCGCCAAAACAUCCUCGGAAGCGGUGACAAUGUCGCCGGAGGAGCUGCGCCGGCAGACGUAUAAUGAGCAGCACUCCUACCUGGCCGCCCACCGGGAGGGCGGCGAGGGGGCGGGGUCGGCGGUGCGGCGCAACCUGACAAUGCCCGUGCUAAACAUCACCGCCCAGAUGGGGAACCACGCCUACAUGCCGUGCCAGAUACAUCGAUUGUCGGACAAGCCCGUGUCAUGGGUGCGCAUGCGCGAUAACCACAUCAUCAGCGUGGACGAGACCACCUUCAUAGCGGACGAGCGAUUCCAGUCCAUAUACCAGGAGGAUCACGACUACACCUGGUCACUGCAGAUCAAGUACGUGGAGCCAAGCGAUGCCGGCUGGUACGAGUGUCAGAUGGCAACGGAGCCCAAGCUGAGUGCCAAAGUCCACCUGCAGAUAGUCAAACCCAAGACUGAGCUCAUUGGGGAUCAGAGCCGCUUCGUGAAGGCGGGCAGCAAGGUGGCGCUGCACUGCAUCGUACGGGGCACCUUGGAUCCGCCCAAGUACAUCAUCUGGUUCCGGGGCCAGAAGAAGAUUAGCGAGAGCGACGAGCGGACCGGCUGGUACACGCAGCUGGAUCGGAACAUAUUUGGAACCGUGGGCGAUAAUCAGAACACGAUCGGCUCAUUAAUUAUACCGCUCGUGCGGAAGGAGGACUCCGGCAAUUAUACGUGCCAGCCGUCGAACAGCGUCUCCGUGUCCGUGGACCUGCACGUGCUAAGCGGUGAAUAUUCCGCAUCGGCCAUCAUGUCAACGGCGGCAAGGACGCCGAAAGGCGGGAGGAGCACGUUCCACUCGACGCUGGGACUCCUGGGAAUCCUUGGACUCCUCUGGGCGAUGCAGGGAGCGAUGCACACACCACCGACCCAGACGUGACUCGCCUAUUGAACGCCUGGUCGUGGCGUCCGACUUCCAAUUAUUUAGAUUAAUUAAAGGCGGCCUUGUAAAUAGCGGAGAUGACGACAGGGCAGGAUGUGAAGGAUGUGGAGGAGGAGGAUUAGAAGCGAGAGCAGGAGCAGAAGCUGAAGCGCUGUCGAAACAGAAUUGACGGUUCUGUAAUUAGGUUAAACGUUACCAUAACUCUCAUGUCUGCGUGUCUCACAUUAUCCCCAUACCAUACCAAACCAUACCAUACCAUACCCGUACUGCAUUCAAUCUAAUGUAAAAUUCAAUUUAAGCAGACCCCAUUUCAAGUUGUGAAAUCGAAUCAAUAAUUAGAUUAUUGCCGGAGAGAAAUAUUAUUAAAUGAAAAUAAUAAAACCGAA